This is a messenger RNA of Gossypium raimondii (Peruvian cotton), 1970 nucleotides long. RefSeq names its product ethylene-responsive transcription factor RAP2-7. The coding region runs from base 411 to 1805 and encodes 464 amino acids. Gene Ontology annotation, biological process: regulation of DNA-templated transcription. The record is from RefSeq and is a predicted model, not a curated record. Lineage: Eukaryota; Viridiplantae; Streptophyta; Magnoliopsida; Malvales; Malvaceae. Gene Ontology annotation, molecular function: DNA-binding transcription factor activity; DNA binding. The transcript is spliced from 9 exons.
UCUCAUACGCCCGUCUCCUCUCUCUCUCUCUCUCUCUCUCUCUCUCUCUCUCUCUCUCUCUCUCUCCCCUUUGUUCAUGGAAUCAGCUAGCCGGCGAUUAUCUUUUUCCGUUUAUUCGAAUUGAUCGCCGAGUAAUUCAUCAAUGGUAGCAUCAUUUUUCAAGUUCCUUUGCUUUAUAACGACGCUGUUUUCAUUCUCCUCGGUCUCCCGGAAAGAGAGAAUCUCCAAAGUUUUUUUUUGUAAUUCUUAGCUUUGUUUCAGUGUUCUGACAGUAUCCAUCUCUUCCCGUUGGAUUUGAUAACUUUAUAGGAAAAAAAUAUGAUUUUGUUUUUUGAGCUGAAAAGUUGGUGAUUUUUUACUUCAAUUUUAAAGGGGGUCAAAGCUAAGUUCGGCAACAAACUUAAGACGAAAUGCUAGAUCUUAACCUCAAUGUCGGGUCGACUGAGUCGGCUCAGGACUCAAACUCGGCGGCUCCUUUUAGCACCGAGCGUAAUGGAGAUUGUGGAAACCAAAUGGACGAAUCUGGAACCUCGAAUUCGUCGAUCGUCAACGACGAGGAUGAGUCGUUCUCCACGCGCGCCAACGGAGAUGCGUUCACUCUAAGCUUCGACAUACUCAAAGUCGGAAGUGGUGGAAAUGAGUUCCAAAACGACGACGCAGACGUGGUGGUUACUAGGGAGUUGUUUCCGGCGACGAGAGUCGGAAUUUCUGAAGGGCAGAGCUCGGGAAAUAACAACAAAUGGAUCGAUCAUCCGUUCGAGAGAAAAGAAGCUGAUGAGUCGCGGGUAAUACGUCAACAAUCGUCACAGACGGCGAAGAAAAGCCGUAGAGGACCUCGUUCUAGAAGUUCCCAGUAUCGAGGAGUUACUUUCUAUAGAAGAACUGGAAGAUGGGAAUCCCAUAUAUGGGACUGCGGGAAACAAGUAUAUUUGGGUGGAUUUGAUACUGCUCAUGCCGCUGCUAGGGCCUAUGAUCGAGCAGCUAUUAAAUUUCGAGGGGUUGAUGCUGAUAUCAAUUUCAGUGUCAGUGAUUAUGAGGAAGAUAUGAAACAGAUGAAGAAUCUGUGUAAAGAAGAAUUUGUACACAUACUUCGUCGGCAAAGUACUGGUUUUUCGAGGGGAAGCUCGAAAUACCGAGGAGUCACGCUGCACAAAUGUGGCCGAUGGGAAGCACGGAUGGGGCAAUUCCUUGGCAAAAAGUACAUAUAUCUCGGGCUAUUUGACAACGAAGUAGAAGCUGCAAGGGCUUAUGACAAGGCAGCUAUCAAAUGUAACGGACGGGAGGCAGUUACCAACUUCGAGCCGAGUGCAUACGAAGGGGAGAUCAUCUUUGAUACCAGUACUAAUGAAGGCAAUAGUCACAAUCUUGAUCUAAACUUGGGGAUAUCUCCACCUGUUGGCAAUGAUCCAAAGGAAAAUGAGCAGCAGCAUCACCAUUUCCAUUCUGGCCCCCACGACGUGCACGAGGGGAAGAGUUCGAGGGCGGAGAACCCUGCUGGUGCAAUAGCCAGUCCGGCUUUCGAAAGGCUAACCGGGAAUUCAGAUCAACCUAUUUUUUGGAGAAAUGUAUAUCCUAGGUUCUUUCCUACUGAGGAAAGAGAUUGGGCAUGGCAAAUGCAUGGUGCUAGGCCAAUGCCACCACUGUUGCCCGCUGCAGCAUCAUCAGGAUUCUCGUUCUUGGCUACCCCUCCCUCUGCUGCCAUUCUUCCCUCCAAUCUAACGACUCCCAGUUUCCACUUUGCCACCCCCAUUGCCACCAGUGCCACUCCUCAAAUCUAUAUUCACAUGGAGGAGCCACCACCAUAGCCUCAUUUUGCAACCUUCACCACGAAAUGUUGUUAAGGUAUUCAAUACAUGAUUUGUUUACAACUAAUAAGGUAUGCACUGGUUUUUAUUGAUUAUUGUGUGGGUGAUUUGCUUUAAACUGUGAUUAUAUAUAUAUACAAAGUUUAGUAGUAUAUUGGAGAAGAA